Rhagoletis zephyria (snowberry fruit fly) is the source of this 1071-nucleotide messenger RNA. Its product is annotated as NFU1 iron-sulfur cluster scaffold homolog, mitochondrial-like. Gene Ontology annotation, molecular function: iron ion binding; iron-sulfur cluster binding. Gene Ontology annotation, biological process: iron-sulfur cluster assembly. Gene Ontology annotation, cellular component: mitochondrion. The record is from RefSeq and is a predicted model, not a curated record. Lineage: Eukaryota; Metazoa; Arthropoda; Insecta; Diptera; Tephritidae.
AGUAACAGCUGAUUAACUUUUUAUAAUUCUCUUCGGGCCGGUGAUAAAAAGUCUUAAUUCGCAAUUUUAAUAGAUAGUCUUUCAAAUAUGUAUCGUUUAAUUCUACGUUCAAUUUGUAGACCUGGUGCUAUUCGUCAAAGUAAUAUGGGGGUCUUUACCUUAUGCGUAACACAAGCGCAAAAUUUUACUUAUUUUCAACAUUUUGGGCCGAAACCUCCAAAUAGAAAACUUCUAGACGGGAAGAAGUUCCAUUCGCCACUAUGUCAAUGUGAAAAUCGUCGCAAUAUGUUUAUUCAAACACAAGACACACCCAAUCCUGAUAGUCUCAAAUUUUUGCCUGGUUUAGAUGUACUUGGCAAAGGUAAUACCUACGAUUUCCCCAGUGUUUCUGCUGCUUAUUGUAGUCCCUUAGCUAAGCUACUUUUUCGCAUUGAGGGUGUGCGUGCUGUCUUUUUCGGGGCCGAUUUCAUAACAAUAUCGAAAGACGAGGAUGCAGAUUGGGCUGUUGUUAAACCGGAAGUGUUUGCGGUAAUAAUGGAUUUUUUCGCCAGCGGCCUACCCAUACUUAACGAAACGAAACCUAAUUCGGACACUCAAAUUGAAGACGACGAUGAUGAUGUUGUCAUGAUGAUAAAAGAGCUACUAGAUAGCCGCAUAAGACCAACCGUACAAGAGGAUGGCGGUGAUAUUAUUUACAUGGGUUAUGAAGACGGAGUAGUUAAAUUAAAAAUGCAAGGAUCCUGCUCCUCCUGUCCUAGUUCCAUUGUUACGCUUAAAAAUGGCGUGCAAAACAUGUUACAAUUCUAUAUACCUGAAGUGGUGUCAGUUGAACAAGUUUUUGAUCAAGUCGAUAAAAUUACAGAAAAGGAAUUUGACAAAUUUGAAUCCCAAAUGAAACUAAAGGAAACAUCACCAACAAAUGAAACGAACGCUUAAAUUACACAAAUAUACAUUACAAUUGUGAAAUAUGGUAUGUAAUGCAUGUACAUAGUAUAUAUGUAUGUAGGAAAAUGCUCAUGUACAAUGGUCGUUGAAGUUAUAAAUUUAAAUAAAGGUAAAAGUAACUUGCAA